AUGGCGACUGCAGUUGCAGUACCGACAUUAGCACGGCUCGGAGCACCACUGCGGCGGACGGCCGGGCAGGCACUGGCCCCGAAGGCGUGGACGGCCAGGCGAAGCUUUGCCACGAUUCCGCCUGAUACGGACGGGUCGUCGGUGACGUCGGCUGGAGCGGGCAAGGUGUCGAGCAAGGCGCGGCCGACAUACUUCAAGGACACAACUCUGGCGCCGUUCACGGACUUUGUGGGCAGCAGCAGCAGCAGUGACGGUGCCGAGACGCCGCUGGUGGCCUCGGAGGCGUAUGCGCUGCAGACGGUGGAGGUAGGACCGGCGGGCCGCAAGAAGACGGUGACGCGGCUGCCGCCAUGGCUGAAGACGGCGCUGCCGAGUCCGGGCAGCAGUGAGGGCUUGCGCAAGAUCAAGGCGGACCUGCGGGGGCUGGGACUGCACACGGUGUGCGAGGAGGCGCGGUGUCCGAACCUGAGCGAAUGCUGGGGCGGCUCUUCACGCGCGUCGGCCACGGCGACCAUCAUGCUGAUGGGCGACACCUGCACGCGCGGCUGCCGCUUCUGCAGCGUCAAGACCGACCGCCGCCCACCGCCGCUGGACCCGCACGAGCCCGAGAAUACGGCCGAGGCGCUCGCCCGUUGGGGACUCGGUUAUGUCGUCCUCACCAGCGUCGACCGUGACGAUCUGGCCGAUGGUGGUGCCCACCAUUUUGCCGAGACGGUCCGGCGGAUCAAGCAGAAGCGUGCCGGGCUGCUGGUCGAGGCGCUGACCGGCGACUUUGCCGGCAACCUCGACAUGGUCCGCAUCGUCGCCCAGAGCGGCCUCGACGUCUACGCCCACAACGUCGAGACGGUCGAGGGCCUGACGCCCUACGUGCGCGACCGCCGUGCUACCUUCCGCCAGAGCCUCCGCGUUCUGGCCCACGCCAAGGCCGUGCGCGGCGGCAUCGACCAGCCGGGCGGCCUGAUCACGAAGACGAGCAUCAUGCUGGGGCUGGGCGAGCAGGAGGAGGAGCUGUGGGAAGCACUACGAGAACUCCGGAAAGCAAACGUCGACGUCGUCACCUUCGGCCAGUACAUGCGUCCGACCAAACGCCAUCUCAAGGUCGAGCGCUACGUCACGCCCGACGAGUUCGAGCUCUGGCGCCAGCGCGCCCUCGACAUGGGCUUUCUCUACUGCGCAAGUGGACCGCUGGUGCGGUCUUCGUACAAGGCCGGCGAGGCCUUUAUCGAGAACGUGCUGCGCAAGCGGCAGGCCGGCACCCCCGGACUGGCCACGGCUAGUGCACCAUCUGCAGCCCUGCCGAUAGAGGGGAAGAAGGCGCUGUGA
Messenger RNA from Grosmannia clavigera kw1407, 1323 nucleotides. RefSeq names its product lipoic acid synthetase precursor. Lineage: Eukaryota; Fungi; Ascomycota; Sordariomycetes; Ophiostomatales; Ophiostomataceae. Gene Ontology annotation, cellular component: mitochondrion. Bases 1 to 1323 code for a protein of 440 amino acids. Gene Ontology annotation, biological process: lipoate biosynthetic process. Gene Ontology annotation, molecular function: lipoate synthase activity; 4 iron, 4 sulfur cluster binding. The transcript is spliced from 2 exons. The record is from RefSeq and is a predicted model, not a curated record.